Aspergillus oryzae RIB40 is the source of this 834-nucleotide messenger RNA. Its product is annotated as RTA1 domain-containing protein. Gene Ontology annotation, cellular component: membrane. Lineage: Eukaryota; Fungi; Ascomycota; Eurotiomycetes; Eurotiales; Aspergillaceae. The coding region runs from base 1 to 834 and encodes 277 amino acids. The transcript is spliced from 4 exons. The record is from RefSeq and is a predicted model, not a curated record.
AUGAAUACACGCCGCGCAGACAGCGACUCAACAGGAGAUGCAAUAUCAUUCUCCUUUUAUCACUAUGAUCCGAGCAUGGCUGGUGCCGUUAUCUUCAUCAUUCUUUUUGCGGGAACAACCAUCUUCCAUAUCUACCAGAUGAUUGGAGGCAUAUUUGAGGUACUCGGCUACAUUGGUCGCGCCAUGUCCAGUCGGGAAUCGCCGAACUGGACCCUGGGACCAUAUCUCAUCCAAACCUUGUUCCUGCUCCUCGCUCCAGCCCUGCUCGCCGCUUCUAUAUAUAUGUUCCUCGGACGAAUAAUAUUAAUUCUACAGGCGGAGUCACACGCCAUCAUGAGAAAGAAAUGGUUAACCAAAGUGUUCGUGACGGGUGACGUCCUCUCAUUCCUCUUGCAGGGCUCUGGUGGUGGUAUUCAAAGCGGCGGCAGUCUCGACAGCAUGAAACUAGGAGAAAAAAUCAUCGUCAUCGGCCUUUUCGUCCAAAUCUUCUUCUUCGGCUUUUUUAUCGUCACGGCAGGCUCAUUCGACAUGAAAUUAAAGAGGUAUCCUAUUCCACGAUGCUACUCUGCUGAGAUUCCUUGGAGGAAACAUAUGAACGUGUUAUAUGCGUCGAGCAUGCUGAUCAUGAUCCGGUCUGUAUUUCGGUUAGUUGAGUAUCUGCAGGGGAACAAUGGGUAUUUGCUGCAUCAUGAAAUCUACCUAUAUGUUUUUGAUGCGGUGCUGAUAUUUAUCACCAUGGUGAUCUUCAAUAUCUGUCAUCCGAGUGAAAUUGGAAGGCUGUUGGCUAAUCAGGCGGAUUAUGAACUGAAAGAUACAUAUACUACAGUACCUUGA